AUGUCUGACUGGGAGGAAGAGAGUGAGCCUUGGGUACCACCUCCCGUUAGCAGGCCGCGCUCCUACCGACAGGGAGUCGGCAAUGGAAGAGGUUGGAGCGUAGGGCAGGGCCGAGGCCGCUGGGCAGAGGAAGGAUCCAGGGGGAAUGGCGAUCCGCCCAGGAACAGAGAGACCUGGAAGCAGGGCGGCAGCACGCCGGUGUGUUUCCGCCUGGACAGCUCGCUGGUCGGCAUGGUCAUAGGACGUGGAGGAGCUAAAAUAAAGGAACUUGAAGAGUUAUCUGGUGCAAGGAUAAAAAUUGUAAAUGAUAACUAUGACUCUGAGGUCAAAUUAUUUGGCACAAGGGGUCAGCAAGAUAAAGCAAAGGAAUUGAUAAAUGAUCUUGUCAAAAGUUCAGGAAAAGAAGCUGUUUAUGAGUACAGUGAAAUCCCUGAUUCCACAGAGAGCACCACUCCUCCACGUGCGACAGAGAAACCGACUGCUAAAAUUGACUGGGCUUUUGCUCUUAAACAAGCGGCGAUAUAUGAAGCCACAAAGUGGGCUGAUGUUCCGCAAAUUAAAAAAAAUUUCUAUGUGGAAUCCAAGAAAAUUUCAGCUAUGUCCAAAGAUGAAGUCCUUAAGUGGAGAAAAGAAAAUAAUAACAUAAUGUGCACUGACUUAAAUGAAAACGAACAGCGAUCCAUUCCAAAUCCGGUCUCGGACUUUGAAGAUGCUUUCAGUCCAUUUCCUGAAGUGAUGAGUGCGUUAAAAGUUGCUGGGUUUAAAAAACCUACCCCGAUUCAGUCCCAGGCUUGGCCAAUUAUACUGCAGGGAACAGACCUUAUUGGCAUCGCCCAGACGGGCACAGGCAAAACCUUGGCAUACUUACUUCCAGGUUUUAUUCACCUGGAUCUUCAGCCAUGUACUGGAGAUCAGCGUGGUGGGCCUGGCAUGCUAGUGCUUGCUCCGACUCGUGAACUAGCUCUUCAAGUUCAAGAAGAAUGUUCAAAAUAUAAAUACAAAGGCUUUAAAAGUUUAUGUGUUUAUGGUGGCGGAGAUCGUAGGAACCAGAUCAGUGUAGUCACCGAAGGAGUUGAUAUUAUUAUAGCUACCCCUGGACGAUUACAUGAUCUUCAAAUGAACGAUAUAGUUAAUUUAAGAAGUAUAACCUACAUGGUUUUAGAUGAAGCAGAUAGAAUGCUAGAUAUGGGCUUUGAACCACAGAUUAAAAAGAUCUUAAUUGACAUAAGACCCGAUAGACAGACAGUCAUGACAAGUGCUACAUGGCCUGAUGGUGUACGUCGUCUUGCAAAAUCUUACUUAAAAGAUCCAAUGAUGGUAUAUGUGGGGACGCUUGACUUAGCAGCUGUAAAUACAGUAGAGCAGAAAGUGCUGGUUAUUCCAGAAGAAGAAAAGAAGGCUUUUACACGACAUUUUAUAGAUUGUUUGAAGCCAGAAGAUAAGAUCAUAAUAUUUGUUGGAAAAAAGUUAAUGGCAGAUGACCUUGCAAGUGAUUUAUGUAUUCAAGGAAUCCAAUGUGAAGCUCUGCAUGGAGGCAGAGAGCAGUGUGAUAGGGAGCAAGCUCUGGAUGAUUUUAAAGAAGGGAAAGUCAGAAUAUUAAUAGCUACUGAUUUGGCUUCACGUGGACUAGAUGUUCAUGAUAUUACUAUUGUUUUCAACUAUGAUUUUCCUCGUAAUAUCGAAGAAUAUGUGCAUAGAGUUGGACGCACAGGAAGAGCUGGACGUUUUGGAGAGUCCGUUACUUUGGUUACUAGAAAUGACUGGAGAGUUUCAGAGGAGUUAAUAAAUAUCUUGGAACGUGCAAACCAGGAAGUUCCAGAGGAACUUUUUCAGAUGGCAGAGCGUUACCGGGAAUUUAAACAGAGGAAAAAUCGAGAACGCGAUAUGAUGCCCAACAGAGGAAGAUGGCGUGACAGUCGUUGAUAUUAAUAUAGCCAAAUGGUGACAUAUUUUGCAACCUUCAAAUCUAUAGAUGUUUUUGUUUGUGUUUUUUUAUGACUGGCAAAUACGUUAUAUGGUG
This is a messenger RNA of Pelobates fuscus (common spadefoot toad), 2020 nucleotides long. Its product is annotated as probable ATP-dependent RNA helicase DDX43. The record is from RefSeq and is a predicted model, not a curated record. NCBI's taxonomy places the organism in Eukaryota, Metazoa, Chordata, Amphibia, Anura, Pelobatidae. Gene Ontology annotation, molecular function: RNA helicase activity; ATP binding; RNA binding. The coding region runs from base 1 to 1923 and encodes 640 amino acids. The transcript has 17 exons.